Messenger RNA from Myxocyprinus asiaticus (Chinese sucker), 1841 nucleotides. Its product is annotated as zinc finger protein 205-like. Gene Ontology annotation, biological process: regulation of transcription by RNA polymerase II. The transcript is spliced from 3 exons. The record is from RefSeq and is a predicted model, not a curated record. Lineage: Eukaryota; Metazoa; Chordata; Actinopteri; Cypriniformes; Catostomidae. Gene Ontology annotation, molecular function: RNA polymerase II cis-regulatory region sequence-specific DNA binding; DNA-binding transcription factor activity. The coding region runs from base 181 to 1425 and encodes 414 amino acids.
CCCGGAACCGACAUCAGCCACCACUAGCAACAGUCUUAAAGCUUUGGACCUUUUCGAACCUAAAAUCAACACAAGACAAUAUCACGUUACGAGCAACGACUUAAACAAUUUCCGUAAUCUUAACUGGCACUGAAACACUUGCCCGAGGGACCUGCCGGCGGCCCAAACGCAGAAGAAAGGAUGGCGAAUUACCGGACAUUUCACACUCAGCUCGCGACCAUCAUGGAGACGCUGACACGCGCGGCGGUGGCGGAGAUCUGCGAGCUAGUGGACGACGGUUACGCCGUUUUACACAUCGAGAUCUCGCGCCAUCAGAAGGAGAACGAGGAGCUAAGACGGAAACUUCAGCUCAUAGAGUCCAUCGUUGCGGCGCGUGGCUACGGGGACGAUAAAACGGCACCGCGAGACGGUCGUUGUGAAGGUAAUGGUCGCGAAGCGCCCGCGAGCAGAAAAACGUCUGGAGGCGGAGAAUCCACGAGCCGGAGCGCCGAGGCGGAGUCCCGUGAGGAUGUAGAUCUUAUCCAUAUGCAGAUCAAAGAGGAAGGUCUCGAGCAGCCGCCUCUGGCUGAUGAUGACGAUGUUGAUGAUGGUGAAAGUGUCUCUGUGGUAACUCAUGACUCACCCAAACCAGAUGUUGUUGAGCUCUCUGGGCAGGACUCUCACACACUCGCACAUUCCCCUGUGCAUGACACACUCUCUUAUACACUCCCACACUCCCCUGACCAUGACACACACUCUCACACACUUGCGUUUGCAGACUCGCACUCUGGUGCUGAUGAGUCCCAACACUCCAGUAUCGAUUUGACGGGUUCCGAUGAUGCUUCCUUUUCUCUCGUGCACACUGCAUCAGAGACUCGUCCCUCCCAUCUCCAUCGAGUGUUUCAGGAAGACUUUUGUGUGACAGGUGAUCUGGACACAGUCUCUGACUGGGCCGCACAUUCUGUCCGUAACACACUCACGCAUUCACAAACCUCUCCACAGACGGUUGGUGGCUCAGAUACCCUUGUAUCCCAUAAUUCCCCUUUGUUUUCUGCACAGCGUCUGGUUGCUCUGGGUAACGUCUCAGGGUUGAGUCUCUAUGGGCAGUUGGGUGCUCUAAGGGGAGUCGGAGCUGGCAAAAGACACUUCAUCUGCUCAAUAUGUGGGAAGAGUUUCACCACAUCGCAGAGUUUGGACACACACAUGCGCAUACACACUGGUGAACGGCCGUAUCGCUGUGAGCAGUGCGGGAAACGUUUCACGCAGUCUGGCCACCUUACGGCUCACCAGACUGUCCACACUGGAGAGAGACCAUACGAGUGCACUCGCUGCGGAAAACGAUUUGCAGGGAAACAGUACCUACGCAUUCACACCAAGAAACACCACCCUGACUUACACAUGCUCUCGCGUAUAGCAACACACACACCACAGGAAACACAACCCUAGAGUGCUCACAUGUGCUCACAACACAAAGAAUGCAGGAUGCCAGUUUUGUUGUUUAAGAUUUUUUUCUCUUAUCCAUCUGUAUAGUUGUUGAGUGGAGGUGUCCUGCAAUUUCCAUCAUAUAGAAAAGUUUUGACAGACAUGCAAGCAGAUAGAAAUCACUAGGUCGCUAAUUUAUUAAAAAUGUGCACUAUGGCAGAAUCAAUAUGCCAAUCCUGAGAGUAAUUUUGCAGCGGUCAGGCCUGUAUUCUAAAACAUGUCAUACAAAAACUAAAAUGGUAAAAGCUCUGCAGAGACAAAACCUGUGUACAUUAUACACCCUGCAAGGAGACCAUAUGGAAGCCAACAAAUGUACACUAGAACUUUAGUGUGAGAAGGAACUUGAGAAAUUAGAGAAAUUGAACUCAGGUGUGAUAAAU